CUUGCAUGCACAGGAACCGUCGCAGAACCACUGAAACCUUAACGCACAGAAUGUGUCAAGCGCAGGAGCAUUGAGUUUGCAUAGCAUAGUCUCUUCCUGCGGCGUGACAUCGGGGGUGUAAAUGUUCUUUCUCUGCAACCGCCAAGAGAGUUAGUUAGUGCGACGAGUGUCCAUCGGUGGCCCCGCGAACGUUUGGUCGUUGAGCCGAUCCGAUGCGGCCCGCAAGGCAUAUUGGGGAUUUGUCGGCUGUCACGCCGAGACGUUGCGGGAAGAUGGCAGAAUUCCCAGGCCGAGAUAGCAACAUGCGACUUACAUACGACUUACGUGUGGGCGGACAUAUGUUCGGGUUCCCGGUUGCAAGCAAAUAUAUCUUGCGGAGUACAUAUGACCUGGAGAUCACUGCGCGACGUGGGCCCGAAAUGAGGUCAGCCCGGGCAACCAACGACUGGCUAGCAUUCUUCGCGAGAAUCUUAGCGCCUUCUCAGAGUGAUCGACGCGGGUCCAGAGGGUUUGAAUUGAGAGACCGAAACGUAAAGUGGAGGCCGAUGUGCGAAGCUAAAGAUCGGGGGCGAGGUGACUUUCUUCUUGAUGCAUUCAACCUCCGAGUUAUCUCUUGCGCCUUCACCCUUCAUUCAUUUGCACUAGCUUCAAUUCAAUCCAACGGGGCCUUCAAUGGGGAAACGGAAACGACAGUUGCGUCCUCUCGCAACAGACUACGCGCACAGACGCAGAUGUGAUCCCUUGAACGCUCACUGCCAAAACGUCGGCCAAGUUAGAUGCGCGUCUCAGAGUUGCGCGACGGGUGCAACAGAAUAAUAUAGCCGAUUCGCGACGUCUCCGACCACCCAAUCGAGGCCUACACGGACGGACAUCGAAACCGAGUUGCGAAAAAGCGGACCAGAUUUUCCACUGAUGGGACUUGAUAGCGCGCAGAUCUAGCGCCUGGAAGCGAAUCAGAUAAAAAGAUGAUAAUAUUUGGAACACCAGGCAGACAACGACUCACAUCGCGGAUCUCGGACUCGCUCAUAGAUCCCCGGAGAUCCCGUUUGUUCGCAAAAAUAAGAAGAGUAUGGAGGCCGGGAAUUAUAUGCUGAUAAGCGGAGGACAUAUCACUGAUACGCGAAAGUUUGCCGACAUGGCAUCAAUGUCAUGAUGCGCUCUAUGUCAUGAUGCGCUCUGUCUGGACCCCGAACGCUGAAGUGUAUUACUAGCAUUGACACGCCUACGGAGCGUAUGAGCGC
This is a messenger RNA of Mycena citricolor, 1241 nucleotides long. Lineage: Eukaryota; Fungi; Basidiomycota; Agaricomycetes; Agaricales; Mycenaceae. The record is from the annotation of a GenBank genome assembly.